Cadophora gregata is the source of this 9947-nucleotide messenger RNA. RefSeq lists its product as uncharacterized. Bases 441 to 6389 code for a protein of 1982 amino acids. The transcript has 3 exons. The record is from RefSeq and is a predicted model, not a curated record. Gene Ontology annotation, molecular function: nucleic acid binding; ATP hydrolysis activity; ATP binding. Lineage: Eukaryota; Fungi; Ascomycota; Leotiomycetes; Helotiales; Ploettnerulaceae.
CACCUACCUACCUACCUACCUACCUACCUUGACUCUCCAAUGUCCUGGCAGUUUGUAGAUUGUAUGGUAUGGACAAUUUCCAUUUUGAGUGUCCAAGAUCUGCUCGAUACUUUGGGACUUCCAAACUGGCAACUACACUAGGUAUCUGCCUACCUUACGAGCUUACCUACCAGGAGAGUCAAGGGGUUGUUCUGAGGAGGAAGAUCGGUUACUGUAGCUGAUUCGAUCCACCCCUGACGCUGAACUAGAUGCACCCACGCUAGCCCGUCCCGUCCAGUCAUCAACAUUUUCUUCGAUACCUAGCCUAGGUGCCUCUCAGCUCAAGUUCACGACCACGAAGUUGAGACUCGUCUCGUCUAUUCGCUGAUACAAAUCCCAUUUACUCAUAUUCUACAGACAGUUCACUUGAGCCCGUGUCAAAGUUCAGCUCAUCGCCCGCAAUGGACUCAGCCUCGGCCCUCGCCCAGUGGCAAACGCAGCUUGCUGCCAUGCGAGCUGCCCUAGCAAAAAUUAAAUUGCCUACACCUACAGCUGAUUCCUACGGCUCCGAUAUUGAUUUCGAUGAAGAUUUUACUUCAGGAAACAGUGGUGAUGAUGUGUGGGAUUUCAUCGAUGACAGCGAGGAGGAUGUGUGGAGUAGCGAUGCCCACGACCUUCCAGACGCCGAAGCUCACGGGCCUCACUGGUUGCAAGCAAAAUGUGCGGAAUUUGCAUCAAGGAAGCAAGGACUCUCGGGCGAUGAUCUCCAGGAACAGAUCAGCGCUCUUUUGGCUUCCGACAGUGCCGAAGAAGAACUCCAAUCUACGUUGACUGAUAUUAUUGGUUUCGAUGACCUUGAUUUUGUCAUCGAACUGAUUUCUCACCGCAAGGAAAUCACCAAGCCCGCCCCAUCGAUUCGUGGCGCUGCAGCCACGGAUGGUCUCUUUGCUGGAAAGCUCCAGACCAGGCGUGAGCGAGAAGAGGCACUGAGACAGCGGGACUACGAGCACAAGAAUGCUCAACUUGGCCCUGCUUUGAAUCGAGAUGGACCAGUGUACCCACACGUCUAUACCACUCAUGUCGCUGGUAAUAAACUUGACUCAAAGGGUCGACAGUAUGCAUUACCAGUGGGUCAUACUAGGAAAGAGGAGCGAUUCUACGAGGAAUACACUAUUCCUGCUGGGAAAGUUGGCACUCUCGGUCAAGGAAGGAAGCUUGUAGAAAUAUCGGAAAUGGAUGGGCUCUGUCGAAACACCUUCAGAGGCUACAAGACCUUGAAUCGAAUGCAGAGUCUUGUCUAUCCAGUUGCAUACCAAACGAGCGAGAAUAUGUUGAUUUGUGCUCCUACUGGUGCUGGUAAAACUGACGCUGCCAUGCUGACAGUACUACAUGAGAUAGGGCAGAAUAUCACUCCAAGCCCUGCUGAGCAACCUGAGGCAACUGACUUUGCCGUCAACCUCAAGGACUUCAAAAUUGUUUAUGUCGCACCCAUGAAGGCUCUUGCGGCUGAAAUCACUCAAAAGCUUGGUAGUCGACUCGCGUGGCUCGGUAUUCAGGUUCGCGAAUUCACUGGAGACAUGCAUCUCACCAAGAGUGAGAUCGUAGCUACCCAAAUCAUCGUCACUACGCCAGAGAAAUGGGAUGUAGUGACUCGAAAAGGAACUGGCGAUACUGAGCUGGUGCAGAAAGUUCGUCUGCUGAUUAUCGAUGAAGUUCACAUGCUUCACGAUGAUCGUGGUGCUGUUCUAGAGUCUCUUGUUGCCCGAACCGAGCGUCAGGUAGAAAGUACCCAGUCUCUCAUCCGUAUUGUCGGCCUCUCCGCCACUCUCCCUAAUUAUGUUGAUGUUGCAGACUUCCUCAAAGUUAACCGCCAUGCCGGGUUGUUCUACUUUGAUGCCAGUUUCAGACCGGUUCCACUUGAGCAGCAUUUUAUUGGAGUAAAAGGUAAAGCUGGUACCCGAACAUCCAGGGAUAACAUCGACACCACUGCGUUCGAAAAGGUACAGGACAUGUUAGAACAAGAUCAUCAGGUGAUGGUCUUCGUUCACUCCAGGAAGGACACGUCUGGUACGGCAAAGAUGUUAUACGAAAAAGCCAUCGACCAGGCUUGCACCCACCUUUUUGAUCCAAUGGAGCAUCCUGGAUAUUCGGCCGCUAUCAAGGAAGCAGCUCGCUCCAAGGGACGAGAGAUCCGUGAGCUCUUGCCCAAGGGCAUCGGAAUUCAUCAUGCAGGAAUGGCCCGAUCUGACCGAAAUCUCAUGGAAAAGCUGUUUGGUAGCGGAGUUCUAAAAGUCCUCUGUUGUACUGCGACACUCGCUUGGGGUGUCAACUUGCCAGCUGCAGCUGUCAUCAUUAAGGGAACCCAAGUAUACAGUGCCCAAGAUGGUAAGUUUAUUGACCUGGGUAUUUUGGACGUCCUUCAGAUCUUUGGUCGUGCUGGUCGACCUCAAUUUCAGGAUACUGGUAUUGGCAUGAUAUGUACCACUCAGGACAAACUUGCCCAUUAUCUUCAAGCAGUCACUUCUCAAGUUCCGAUCGAGUCCCGCUUCUCGAAGCACAUGGGGGACAAUUUGAAUGCCGAGAUUGCUCUGGGGACGGUCACUUCUGUACCAGAAGCAGUUCAAUGGCUUGGCUACUCCUACCUCUUCGUGCGAAUGCAGCGAAACCCUCUGACGUAUGGUAUCGAUUGGUCUGAGAUUCGAGAUGACCCCACGCUCGUUCAGCGCCGUCGGUUGCUGGUGAUACAGGCAGCAAGAACCCUCCAGCAGAGCCAAAUGAUUAUCUUCAACGAAACAACCGAGGAGCUUCGAAGCAAAGAUGUUGGGCGAAUUGCCAGUCAAUACUACAUCCUCCAUACAAGCAUUCAGAUCUUUAAUACCAUGAUGAAGCCCCUCUCCAGUGAAGCGGAUGUGCUGAAGAUGAUUGCUAUGAGUGGAGAAUUCGACAACAUCCAGUCCAGGGAUAAUGAGUCCAAAGAGCUUACAAAGCUUAGAGAAGAAUCAUCUCCGUGUGACGUUGGAGAGAAGAAUGAUUCACCACAAGCAAAAACAAAUAUCUUACUUCAGUCUUACAUUUCUCGAGCAUCAUUAGAGGAUUUUGCACUCGGCAACGAUUCGAAUUAUAUUGCACAGCAAUCAGCCCGAAUCUGCAGAGCGCUCUUCAUGAUCGCGCUCAAUCGGCGUUGGGGACAUCAAUGCCAGGUCUUGUUAUCCAUGUGCAUUUCCAUUGAAAAGAGGAUAUGGGCUUUCCAGCAUCCUCUACAUCAGUUCGAACUGGCGAAGCCAAUCUUGAAUCAACUCGACUCCAAGAAUGGGAUUUCGAUAGAAACCUUGCGAGACAUGGAUGCCGCAGAGAUUGGUGCCCUGGUUCACAAUCAUGGAGCUGGGAAAACAAUUUCGAAGAUCCUGGACAACUUCCCAACAAUUAGUGUGGAUUCCGAGAUCGCCCCUCUGAAUAGAGAUGUACUGAGAAUUCGCUUGUUCCUAACACCCGACUUUCGAUGGAACGACAAGUACCAUGGCACCUCGGAAAGCUACUGGAUAUGGGUCGAGAACUCGGAAACCUCAGAGAUCUACCACCAUGAGAUGUUCAUUCUUAGUCGGAAGAAGCUUUACGACGACCAUGAAUUAAACUUCACCAUUCCGUUGUCUGAUCCAUUGCCGACCCAGAUCUACGUGCGAGCUGUGUCAGACAGAUGGCUAGGAGCUGAGACUGUCCACGCUGUUUCAUUCCAACACUUGAUUAGGCCUGAUACAGAAAGCGUGUACACAGAUCUGCUAAACCUCCAGCCCCUGCCCAUCACUGCUCUCAAGAAUCCUGCAUUGGAGCAGAUAUACGGUCAGCGAUUCCAGUAUUUCAAUCCCAUGCAGACGCAAAUAUUCCACUGCCUCUACCACACAUCAGCAAACGUGCUACUGGGCUCACCCACUGGCUCUGGUAAGACAAUUGCCUGUGAGCUGGCUAUGUGGUGGGCUUUCCGAGAGAAGCCAGGCUCAAAAGUCGUUUAUAUUGCCCCCAUGAAAGCCCUUGUGCGUGAGCGAGUCAAGGACUGGGGUGCGAGACUUACGAAGCAAAUGGGACUGAAGCUUGUAGAGUUGACUGGAGACAACACGCCGGACACCCGCACUAUCCGAGAUGCAGACAUCAUCAUCACUACCCCAGAGAAAUGGGACGGUAUUUCCAGAUCUUGGCAAACAAGAGGAUACGUAAGACAAGUCAGCCUUGUCAUCAUCGAUGAGAUCCAUCUGCUUGGAGGAGACCGUGGUCCGAUUCUAGAGAUCAUCGUCUCGCGUAUGAAUUACAUCGCGGCACAAUCGAAGAACUCCGUCCGAUUGAUGGGCAUGUCAACUGCCUGCGCAAAUGCCUCAGACCUUGGGAAUUGGUUGGGUGUCAAAGAAGGCUUGUUCAACUUCCGCCAUAGCGUUCGUCCAGUGCCACUGGAGAUCUUCAUCGAUGGUUUCCCUGAAGUCCGCGGAUUCUGUCCAUUGAUGCAGUCAAUGAACAGACCCACGUUCCUUGCCAUAAAGACUCACAGUCCUGAUAAGCCAGUCAUCGUAUUUGUAGCUUCCCGCCGGCAGACAAGGUUGACAGCAAAGGACCUGAUAAACUACUGUGGCAUGGAAGACAACCCUCGAAGAUUCGUAAAGAUGUCGGAAGAAGACCUUCAACUAAAUCUUACUCGGGUAAAAGAUGACGCAUUGAAGGAGGCUCUCAGCUUUGGGAUUGGAUUGCAUCAUGCUGGUCUCACAGAAUCGGAUCGUUCCCUGGCCGAGGAGUUGUUCGCAAACAAUAAGAUUCAGAUUCUAGUGGCAACUGCCACCUUGGCAUGGGGUGUCAACUUGCCAGCUCACUUGGUUGUUGUCAAGGGUACACAAUUUUUCGAUGCCAAAACUGAAGGCUAUAAGGACAUGGAUCUCACAGAUGUUCUUCAGAUGCUUGGUCGUGCAGGUCGUCCCCAGUUUGACACUUCCGGUAUCGCUCGCAUCUUCACCCAAGACUCAAAGAAGGCUUUCUAUAAGCACUUCCUACAUACUGGUUUCCCCGUUGAAUCUUCUCUACACAAUGUAUUGGAUAAUCACUUGGGCGCCGAAGUGUCAGCCGAAACCAUUACCACUAAACAAGAUGCUCUUGAUUAUCUCACUUGGACAUUCUUCUUCCGCCGACUGCAUAAAAACCCUUCUUAUUACGGCUUGGAAAUCUCAGCCGAAGAACACAAUACCAUCUCUGCUCAGCAAUCAGCUAACGAUUACAUGAUAUCAAUGGUCGAUAAAUCCCUCGGUGAGCUGGCCGAAUCCAAAUGUUUAGAGAUGUAUCCAAAUGGAGAUGUCGACUCGACCCCACUUGGAAAGAUCAUGAGUUACUACUAUCUGUCCCAUAGAACGAUUCGCCACCUUGUCAAGCAUGCGACCCGCAACGCAACCUUCACAGAUGUUCUUUCUUGGAUGUCAAGUGCAACAGAAUAUGAUGAGCUUCCAGUCCGUCACAAUGAAGACCUCAUAAACGCGGAACUUGCCAAGAAUUUACCACUAUCCAUAAAAGCUUUUGGAGACCUGCCUCUUUGGGACCCGCAUGUCAAAGCAUUUUUGCUCCUUCAAGCCCACAUGUCUCGCAUCGACCUACCGAUAACCGAUUAUGUGGGUGAUCAGACUAGUGUUCUCGACCAAGCAAUCCGUGUCAUCCAGGCCAGCAUCGAUGUCCUUACAGAGAUGGGAUUCUUGUCAAGCUGCAUGCAGAUGAUCACUCUCCUUCAGUGCAUCAAGUGUGCUCGAUGGCCUACUGACUACCCUCUGUCAAUACUAUCAGGAGUUCCCGUUAAUCAACCCCCUGAAAAAGAUCUGCCUUCAACCCUGCAGGACUUCUCAGCCGAAUCAGAACUUGCGUAUCAGCGCACAGUGGCCAGUCUGGAUGUACCGCGCCACAACUCAGCAGCUUUUCAGAAAGGUGCAAAGGCAAUCCCAUGUCUCAAAGUAGACGUUCGGGACCUGACUGCUUUAUCAAUAACGGUGGUUCUUACCCGUCAGAACCUUCUCGGUCCAGAUGGCAAGAUGUACGCGCCGCGGUUCCCGAAGUCUCAAACCGAGGGAUGGUUCGUAAUACUCUGCAAGGAAGAUAAAGACGAGAUCGUUGCCAUUAAGAGGAUCGGCUGGAAUCCUGGCGGCCCAGGUGACAAAGGAAAGACUGUAGGUGGGAGAAUCACUGCGAAAGCAGCAAUAAAGUUGCCUGUAGAGGAGAGUGGGCUGAUCAGUGAUGGGAGGAAGAUGGAUAUCUGGGUUGUGAGUGAUGGAUACCUUGGCAUGACCUACAAAGUCAAGGGAAUCGAAAUUCCUGACGCACCAAAGGUUGUCGAUGACGGCAAGAAGGAGAAGCCGCGUGAUGAGAGAGCUGGUGGAUCCUCCUCACAUAGAUCAUGAAUUUGCAACUUUUAACAGGUUUGAAUGGACGAUGGUAUCCUCGACUAGCUUCAUGGAUUGGAUCAUUCAACUGUACAUGUUAACAAACAACUUGUCUAGAUAUCAGCGAGCUCAUUUCAAGCUAUGCAUUUCUCAUGAUGGGUGGUAAAGCGAAGUUUUAGUUCCGCUAAUCGGGACCUGCUACUUUUGGUAAUUUUAGUUUACAAAUUCACGAGAAGCUUUUAAAGGAACACUUCAAAACAUGUCGAUAAUUGGUCCUUUCAUGUUUAGUUGUUGACAGUCAACUUAGCUUUGUAUACACGUUCGCAGAAAGUUUGAUACUUGACACUUACGAGUUUAGCCAUCCCAUAUCAUACUCAGUCUGUCAAUCCUAUAUCAUGUCCUCGUCAAGGACGAUUGUUAUCAUUGCCGGUGAAUAUGCUAGAGCAAUCUGCCCAUAAAUCAAUCAUUUGACCACAUCCAAAGAUCCAGCCGUGAACUCAGCACCAAACCUACUCAAUGUAACACCCCACAGGGUAUCACGUUCUUCUGCUCAGGUAUGUCUGACGCGGCAGUCGUUACCAUUCUCUCGACUUCCUAGGUUCUGUAACGACAAUCUAACUUUGACGUGGCCUCCGAGUUAUUCAUCACCUUAGCUCUCGAGUACAUCCAAGAAUUUCACCACCCAUUAACAAUGCCGAGCCCAAACUCGUACAUCUCAAGGAUAUCGGAUAACCGAAAGGAGACUGUGCUAAAUUGGGAAAUUGACACAGCCGAGAAAUUUGCUUCGAUGAGACGAUCCACCAUUGUUUAGGAUUUGGGGCGAGCUUCAGCAGCUCUAUGUCUGAUAUUGUCGACAAAACAUAGUAAUUAAUUAUUGACACUCAACAUCUACGGCCGGAAGCGCGUUGACGUUUGGGACACAAACAUUGUCCGAAAUCCUUACCGUAAGCAACGCUCCUGCUGUCCGAUCUCGCAAAUUGCAGCAUUAAAAAACCGUAAGAGGAGGGGUAUCAGAGUUCUAGAAUUCGACCAUGCUCCUAGAGAAGCAAAAGGUACAAACCGAGGGGUAGUACUAGAAUUAGUAAAUGAUUACUUAUCCUGGUCACUAUACAAUACUAAUUCCUACACAACUAGUACUGCUGGGAUCUAUAUCUACACUUGUUGCCACAUGUGUUGUGUAAUCAUUCCAACUGAGUAAGCAAGACAACUAACUGUCUUGGAACUUACAUGUCCUUUUGCUUAUAUUAUCAGCCAAGAGGUAAAAGUGGACGUUUUGAAUGGGGAACAUUGAUUUAACCAAGUCCGAUACUUGAGUUGCGUCGAUCACAAGGGCGGUAAUACGUAUAGUAAGGCGCAUCUGAUAUGUAUACCACUUGUGAUACAGGUCAGACCAAUGUGCAAAUUCUAAGAAAUCAAGACAGCAUAUAUAAACAUUCAAGUUCAGGCAUAAGUCUCUCAUCGGCCGAAGUACUUGAUAAGAUGGCAAAAUGCCCAAGCCAUUUGGUGAAAUAGUCGCCGAUAUGCGAAUAAAAUCGCACAUUACGGCUAUCAUUCACUACGUAACAUUUCAACGACUCGCUUUAUCGAACAUUUGCUUCCUCCUUUGAGGAGCCAAGCGUGUCGGAUGCGUCAGUCCGCGUAACGGAAUUCCGCCGUAACGAGUAGACAUGAGCCUGGUAUUUUGUAAGCAAUAAGUAUACACCAGCCAAGAAACAUCAGCUUACCCUUCCCAGUUCACACUACCCACCUAAGGUAUCGGAAAAAUGUACCAGUCGAGCAAGGAUCUCGGGGUUAUGACAAUCCCCAUUGCCGCAAUGCAGGCUACUGACACCCCACUUAGUGGAGAUGUUGGUUGAUGUUGAGCAGGGCUGUAGGGGGACUUGAUGGGAUUCUGGACUUUCCAAAUUCUGUACUCAGGUUCUCCUUGUGUAUUGAUUCUUCCCUCCGAGCAGAGCGAAGACGUGGAUGAUGGUAUCGCCGAGACCCACGGAGAUAGUCGUCUUCUGUGCAUUAAGAGGUCAGAUCGAAGGGCAAAAGUGUUGAAAGUCGGCAGACAGAUCGAGUCAAUGAUGAAGAUCGAGAUACAAGAGAUCAAGAUCCGAUCCCUGGUGUGUACCAAACAUCUUGACAUCAUGAAUAUCCUUGGGCAUAGUGCCGCCUAAGCAAUAGACAGGACUAAGUAUCAAAGUAAUUCCAGUUACAGAUAAUGCAGGGACAUCUCCAACAUCUCCAUUUAGGCUUGAUGAAUGAUCUGAUGGGUGUGAUCUCAAGCUUUGCGGCGACAGGAGGCACGAUCUGGAGUGCAAGUUGGAUUAUAUUAUGAUUAAGGUACAUCUGCAUGGGGAUAUAAGGCUGACGCCAAGGACCUGAAUGUUUUUCGAGAUGAGUGUCGAAGGGAUGGAUGACUAGAUUAUUAGACAGAGAUAUGGAUGGAAUCGAUGCCAAAGGCCCCCACCAAUUUCGGGGGCUGAUAAGAUGCAAGCAGAGUCUAAAUGCAGAUACCAGGAAAUAUGAUUGGAGGGACUCGAUGCUGGUAUGCAAGAAUAUACAUUGAUGCCCUCACUAGGCCAGUCACCUCCACCCAGACAUACCUAAAGGCCGGCAUUCUCGGUACGAGCCGUCUGAAGCGAAUCACUGCGCCAAUUGUCAAGCAAGUCUGUUCAUAACCUUCGAUCGAUCAAAGGAGUUGCAAAUACGACACUUGCACUUGCUCUAGCAGAUGAUGACUAUCUCACCCCAGUAGUAUCAUGCAACAGUCGUUGCACUGCACUUGCUUGAGCUCUCGCUAAGCGCAUGACCAAAAUGGAAAAUGCUGAGCUCGCCUGGAAACCCCGGAGCGCCGGAAGGAAAACAAGUAAUUUGUCUUGCCGAGAUAUUGUUGUGUGGAGAGUAGUAAGGAAGGUUGCUAGCUGGCUGGCGUUUUUAUCUGGUGCUCUCUUUCAAUACCGUAAGUGACAUGCCGAUUAUGGAUACAUCUCGCCGCGUCGGGGCGUAAUUAUGACAAGGCGCCGAGGGUUUUCCGAGUCAACAACCAACCUGACCUUUUCGUUAUGCGGACUGUCGUGUGUGGGUUCACGGGGAAAUGGGCUGGGCCAAGGUAAAUUUGAAUCUACUUCGUUUCCCAAUAAUGCCCGUUCGUUCUUCGUGAAGCAGUGCUGAGUAAGUGCUGAGACUUCCUCCCGUCCACAACAGCCUGGAACGAUUGGCUAAUAGAAGACCUCGAUUCGACAUAGAACAACAUGGGGAGGUAUGGCAGCGGCAGCUCCAUGCACGAUCUCGUAAGCAGCAACAGGGAGGAGGAGGAGGAGGAGGAGGAGGAGGAGGAGGAAGAGGUUGGGUCUUGGUCGUCCAAAGUUCAGAGUCCAAAGUCCAGCGUAAAAGCCGAAAACAUUAGAUUGAUAUGUCAGCAGUAACAAACGAGCCGAGAAUUCCACCACUUCGACUCGGGGAUGUAGAACAGGCCAAUCGCAGAGCAUGCAUAGUAUAGAAUCGAGCAAGCUCCCGCAGCCAUGGAAAACAUCAUUGCUGCGUAUCGUAUCGUAUCGUAUCGUAUCGUAUCGUAUCGUAUCGUAUCAU